Messenger RNA from Paramecium sonneborni, 624 nucleotides. The record is from the annotation of a GenBank genome assembly. Lineage: Eukaryota; Ciliophora; Oligohymenophorea; Peniculida; Parameciidae.
AUGGAAAAUAUAAUUUAAGAAUAGUAGUUUUAGAAACCUUAAGAAACAGAAAAUAGAAAAAAAUAAAAUUUAGCAAGAAAUUAAAUAAACCAUUUAGGAUUCCUUAAGCAAUAUGAAAGAUAUGACUAAAUUAAGGAUAAUGAAGAUAAAAUAGAUUUAGAAUUCAGAAGAUUUGAAAUGAGAAUUUUCUUUAACUCUAAUUCUAACUAUAAAAACGAAAUUUUUGAAAAAUAUUAUUAAUCUCGUUAGAUAUGGAAAAAUAAACAGAUUAUAUACCUAAUUACAAAUUUCCAAUAAUAAUAUUUAAUUAAGAAAUUGGAUUAAGAGAUAAGCAUAUUUUAAUCAAUUAAAAAAUAUUUCGAACAAGUUCAAUAAUUAAUUCUUAUGUCACUUACCUUUAAGCUAUGGAUGAAAACUAUUAUUUUACUCAAAAAAGUAAAGAAAGAAUAAAACAUAAAAGAUUGUUUAUUUUUAUUUCAGAUUUUAUAUGAAUAACUAAUUUUUUUAAAAUUAUAAUAAAUUGUAAUUUCAAUGACUUUCAUUUCUACGACAUUUAGUUAGAUCUAAAAAUAUUCUUCUAAAUUCUCGGCAAAAAUUUCUCAAAACUUUUAAUAUCUCAGUUGA